CUUCGUUAGGGCCCACUGAACAACUAGAACGUAAAGUUAGGACUCUCCUCUGAAUUUAAUUUUUGUUAUAAAUUUCUGAUCAUUAUGAAUCACAAUGCUGUAGGAUUGGAGCAGCAGAUUGCUGGGCUUUCACUGGGGCCUGGUGAUGUUGGUAGAGGUGGUGGACGUGGUGGUCGCUAUGUCCCACCUCAUCUGCGUAACAUGGGGGGACCUGGCCCAAUGCCUGGCCUUCCUGGACCUCCUCCCUUCACUUCAAUGCCCCCUCCAAACUUCCCACCUGGUGGCCACUUCCCCAUGGCCGGCGGUCGUCCUGACGAUGGCCGCGAAUUUCGUGAUUUUAACAAUUCUUACGAUUACAAUAGGGGUCGAGGCUCCUAUGGAGGGAUAAGGCGCGACUUCGUGCCCCGUGGUGGGUAUGGUGGCGGCGCUGGUGGUGGCGGUGGUGGCUAUGGUGGAGGUGACCGCUGGGGCAACCGUGGUGGCGGUGGUGGCGGACGAGGAGGUCCCAGGUUUGAUGGACCGCCUCGCAACAACCGCUGGCAGGAGGAGCGUAAUGACGCUGGCAACCGCUGGAAUGAUCGCAGUGCCGGCAAUGGCACCACACCAUCAGGCGUCAAUUCAUCCGAGGAUUGGCUGACGCCGCUGCCUCGCAGCGAUGUGAUUGAGCGAGAGUUGUUCCAAUCGGGCAACUCUGGCAUCAAUUUCGACAAAUAUGAUGAUAUUCCUGUCGAGGCGACUGGCAACGACGUCCCCGAGCCCAUCACCUCCUUCAGUGAUGUCAAACUCACCGAAAUCAUCAAAAACAACAUCACUCUCACGAAGUACGAUCGACCCACGCCUGUUCAGAAAUACGCCAUUCCCUUCAUCCUUGCGAAGCGUGACUUGAUGGCCUCGGCUCAGACAGGCUCCGGAAAGACAGCUGCUUUCCUGUUACCCAUCCUGAACCAGAUCUAUGAACAGGGGCCGGCGCAGAACGUACCCAGAGGAGGUGGACGUUCCAAGCAGUACCCGCUCGCCCUGGUUCUCGCUCCUACUCGUGAGCUCGCCACUCAAAUCUAUGAAGAGGCUCGUAAAUUCUCGUACCGCUCGCACGUGCGUCCCGUUGUUGUGUACGGUGGUGCUGAUGUUGGCAAUCAGAUGCGUGAUCUUAACCGUGGUUGCCAUUUGUUGGUGGCUACACCUGGCCGUCUCAGCGACAUGAUUGACCGUGGCAAGAUUGGCUUGGAUCACUGCAAGUUCCUUAUCCUUGACGAGGCUGAUCGCAUGUUGGACAUGGGCUUUGAGCCUCAGAUUCGUCAUAUCGUGCAGAAUGAGAACAUGCCGCCCACUGGCCAACGACAAACGCUCAUGUUCUCAGCUACUUUCCCGAAGGAAAUUCAAAGGCUGGCUCAGGACUUCUUGCAAAACUACAUCUUCUUGUCUGUGGGUCGCGUUGGGUCUACCUCUGAGAACAUCACACAGCAUGUGGUCUGGGUGGCAGAGGAAGACAAACGUUCUUUCCUCUUAGACAUCCUCAACAGUGCUGGUCUGGGAGCUGAUAGCAACACCAACAAAGCUGAAUCUCUGACGCUGGUGUUCGUUGAAACGAAGAAAGGUGCGGACAGUCUUGAGGACUUCCUGUACCGUCGCAACUAUCCCGUCAUCUCCAUCCACGGUGACCGGUCGCAGCGGGAGAGAGAGGACGCCCUCAGGGUAUUCAAAAGUGGACAAUGCCCCAUCCUCGUGGCAACUGCUGUCGCGGCUCGUGGUCUCGACAUUCCUCACGUAAAGCACGUCAUCAACUUUGAUCUGCCUUCUGAUAUUGAGGAGUACGUACACCGAAUCGGUCGUACUGGCCGUAUGGGUAACUUGGGCCUGGCAACAAGCUUCUUCAACGACAAGAACCGCAAUAUGGUUCGUGAUCUGGUCGAGUUGCUCCAGGAGGCAAAGCAGGUGCUGCCGCCCUGGCUAGAAAGUAAGGCAGCCGAGAACAAGUGGGCUGGCAACACCAACAACCGACGCGGCGGUGGCGGCAACAAGAGGAUGGGCACUGGCUUUGGUUCACGUGACUACCGUCAGCAGCGUACCGAUAAGCCUCCCAUGGGAGGCAUACGCGGUGUUCCGCCCCAGUUUGGAGGUUAUGGAGGGCACUUCACUCAGUACGGAAGUGGUGGUAGCGGUGGCGGUGGCUACGGAGGUAGCUUCGGAACCAAUAACUACAACAAUCCCAACUCCUCCGGCACUGACUGGUGGGGAGGUGGCAUGUAAGGCGUCCAUACGAGCUGCUGCUGCUGCUACCACCGUACCUUGGUUAUCGAGGUCAUCAUCUUCAGCAUUGCAGAUUUUCAGCUGCAAGCCCCUCCUGUGACGUCAACUGCUUUGUAUCACUGGCUGCUUGCAGUGUGUUGGCGUGCUCUAUGCCACAAUUCAACUUCCUCUUUCAAUAAUUUGUUGGCUCGAAGAAUAAAGCUGUUAAAUAUUUUUGGUCUACAGUAAACUUCAGCAGCAGCAGCUGAAUUCAAGAACGCAAGAUUGACGGAAUCCGUGUCUCCUUGCUGAUGGAUUUUCGCUCCGUUUCAGUUUCACUAAAAUAUUCCCGUUGAGGUCUCUGUUUGUCAUUCAGCAGUUGCCUCAAUUAUUCUGAAACGAUAAGCUUGGUUUUAUAAUGUAAGAACUUCGAUUUAGAAUAGAGGGGAUCGUUCAGUUGAUCAGGUGCGUUAAGGGCGUGAUUACUGCUGCGUAAUCCUGACCCCGUCACAGACGUCGUGCUCGUCUAAAAUAGUAAUACCACAUCGCACGCCCCAACCAUUUCUUAUUUAGAAGGUAUUUGCAAAAUUUUAAAGCUGUUCUGAUUUAGGAACAGACAUAGGCUUUUGAACUUGGUUCAGCUUAGAUUAACUCAUUUAUAUAUUAGUCGCAGUAGAGGAUGAGAAUUGGCACCUUUGGUCGUAGUAAUUUGUUCUAUCACGAUUUUCUAGAACGGUAAAUUGAUUGCUGAUUUCUAAGUGCAACCUCAAGCUGGGCCAACGAAUUCUAAACAAUGAAAAGUCUUGCAAAUAUCUUCUCAAUAUUAAAUGUGAAUAAUUUAUGGGCUUCAGGGUAGCGCUGGGACGGGUGACGGAGAAAGCAGCCUGAAGAUGAUCUCGCACAUUCCUUUCUUUGCAGUAUAAGCCGCUCAAUUCACGUACGAGGCUGAAUCGCGUGCACGGUAUUUUACAGUCGACGAGCAUCGUAUAAAAUGCCUAUCGUAACCGCGAUCUUGUGGACUAAGUGCCGUUUUUUUCGGCGUGGCGCAGACCAGCAAUCUUGUUAAAGAUUAUUCCUGUGAUUUUGUACCACUUCUUAUAACCCUGGAAACUCAUUUUGUCUAAUAGAUUGUUUGAAGCAAUUUAUUGGAAUUUUUUCAUAGCUAGGUUUUACUUUCAUUUUCUAUGAGACCAUGUGAACUUGAUGAAGUCAAACUGAAUGGUGUAUUAAGUUUAUUGAACAAUUGAAAUGACCGCGACCGGCAGUGCACUAUCUUUUUCUUUGGCUCCAAGAGCGUUAAUAUGGCAUUGACUAGAGUAUAGUAAUUUUAGUCUAAUGUUCUCCAGAUUUUCUUGCUGUGCGGUUUUGAAUUUUGACUUCCGCCAUCGAAAUUUAGUGUGUUGUGAGAGUAUUUACACUUGCAUUACAGUGACGUGUAAUUGUUAAAAAUUUAGAUUUAUCCUCUAUAUUCGCUCCGUUUUUUUAUAUGAUCUCGUUCAGUCAAUAUUAAAUCCGUUAGUAGUUUUAUUGGCUCUACUAAAUUUGAUAAUGUCGAGUAUUAGCUAUGGCAGUUUUGGUUGGCAUUGCAGGAAGACUUCUUGCUUGCUUCAGUUAAGGUAACUCUAGUCAUGCUCGGUGCAAUAAUCUAAUGCACCUUCGUUUGGCCCAAAGACGACUCCGUUAAUUGUAUCGUUUAUUUAUUGGUAUCGUUAGUUAAACGUGGAGCCUUCAAUCUACCGUCAAGUCAAGGUUUGGAUACAAAAACGUAUUUAUUUUAUAUGGAGUCAAAUCGUACGUGUUAGUGCUUGAAGAAUUGCUGGUAAUGACAGAAAUUAUCUAGUCGUGAUUUCUGAUCAAGAGACUUAAGCAGUGCAGAGCUUGCUUUGAAGAAAUGUUGUUCUCGAUCUCGUGUGAGAAACUAAGCUGUCACGCUUUCAUUGCCUGAUUCAUUUUCAUGAAAUUAACGAUGGUUUAAACAUAAGUCGAAAGAAUCUCACGAUACUUUUUCGCUACUUAUCUUUUAAAGUGUUAUUACUGCCGGUUGUUGUUAUUAUUGUUCAGUCGAGUAGCUCGAUAGCUACUAUAAGACUUCUCGCUGUUGAGUUAAUCGAUUGGUGUCACUACGACUGUUUAAUUGACACUCUAAAAUUUCAUUUACUAUUAUCGUAUUAGAAUAUUUGGCGACUGGACUCGCCUGUUUUUUGUUUUAAAUCUAAAUCGAAUCCUAACAUUUUCUAACUCUACACUUUUCUCUAAUUUCCGUUUGUAACAUUUUUUUAUGCGCAACGCUGAGCUGCGUCCAUGAACGUGUUGAGUAGGCGAUGAUGUUACAUCUGUUUGGAUUGAGCGAUCCCUCUAGCUUGUGUAGGACUUAAUUAUGCUUAACAUGUAUUGAUCUUUAACCUCGUUGACUUGAAUGUACAUGAAACUGUUCUUCCCAAAGUUACACGCUGGCUCGCGCACGGUUUUUUUGCAAUUGACGCGAAAUGACCUCACUAGGUCGUCUGAAAAACUUAGGAUGAAAUAUACCCGCAUGUUAAUGUGUGGAUCUUCUUUAAGGUAACUGUUUAAAUUAAUCUCGUUCUACCAAAAUACAGGCCGUAAUCAUGGUCACGCCUGAGCCAGCUGUGAUGUUUUCCGAAUACUUCUAAUCGUACUUUUUUUGACUGGUCACAUGGUAUCCUCUAUUAUCUACUGUGUAUUGAAGUCAUAGUCGAAUCAUUUAAAGUACUGAUCGCAGUUUUCAUUGAUGAAUUUCAAUGGGCUUCUGUGACCUACUGAUUCACUUAUUUUGAAUAUUAAAAUUGGAUGAGACUUUUUUAUAGUUUCCUUUGUGACUAAUUGUCACGGACACCAAAUCAAAGACGCGUAUUUCUUUUUUCGUCUACUGUUGUCCUUUCUUGUAGUUUAGUGUCUAGUUUUACGAGUAAUAAAUGGAUUUUUUACAGUAGUAGUUUUCAUGUCUCUUCGGUUGUUGCCACUGUUUUUGUUGCUGAUUUUGGCCCUUACUAGUGGUAACAUUUUGUUCUUAUGAAGGGGGUGCCAUAUAUGAACAGGUACCAAGUUCAAUGAUGUCCUUUUUGUUAUUGUUCUCUGCGCUACACUUGAAACUUUGUGGAAUGUAGAUUUAUCAUGUAAUUGCAUUGCAAGACCAGCUUGCUCCCUCUUCUUAAGGGAGUUGUCAAUAAGCGCUGUUCUACUGGGAAAGGUGCAGGAAAUGACCCUAAUUUUCCACUCAAGUGAGUUUGAAAACAACGCAGUCUAUGUAACUAUAGUUCCGUACGGUAACAACUCGGUCAACCUAGAUUUCAUUUAUGUAACUCGUACCAGACACUAAUAAGUUCUUAUUGCCGAAUAUUUGCCGUCCCUUGUGAUAGUGUGUUGGAUACGAGACAUCGGUGCUGUAUUUGCUCUAAUGCUGAAAAUCUAAUACGGUUGUUAGAUUUGAUUAUGGCUGCUGUUCCGUGUCGUUGAAGGCGCUUCUGUGAUCAUGCGUCUUUAUUGAUGGAUGGUUCUAAAUUGUAUGCCACCUUUCAUCUUGAAUGAGUUGGCUCGUCCUUGUAUGCUUAUUAUUGAUACAUGUUGAAUUAAGUACUGCACUCGGGAUUUCCCAUGUGUGGCCCCAUUGAAAGUAUGGUCAUGUUUAAAAUUAGACUUUGCAUACAACUCGAGAGGGGCAUAUUUGUCUAUCGCAAAAGACCUUCUGAUGCCCAUAUGUUAUUCUUUUUCAAAAAAUUAAGUUUUUAUAGAUGCACUGGAUUAUUUUGUAACGUAUGCAUUGAGCAAGUGAGAGUAGAGUUUACUCAAUCCUGAGUUAGGGACCAAAUUUAGUAGUUUGUCUAAUAGUACGAACGUUUGCACAUGCAUUGGAGAAUGUGUGACCGCAGUGCAGUGGUGGAAGCGAUUGAAUAGCAGCGCUCUCUUGUCUCGUUGUAUCGAAAGCUCUGACCGGAUUCUCUUGCAAACUGAAAUUGUUUUCCUGUGAGCAUCUCGUCUUCCUGGCAGUGGUUGUGACGUGACCCUCAGAAUUCAACACAGACCUUGGCUGGCAUCGAGAACUGGCUGUAGAGAACUUGACAAGUCCUUCAGGCACGCCUUGUAAACAACGCUUUCCUGCUGCGUUGUGUGCCUAAUUUCAUGAUGAAGCGUGCCUAUGAAGUUUGAUGGAAAGACUAUAUUUAUGUGCGUGCUUCAUAUCAUUACACGGAUGUGGUUCCGUUGAGUAAAUUUGCCCUAUAAAAGAGAGGCAAUCGAUGGUCUUGUUGAGUGGGUUCUUAUUGAGUGACCCACUCGUUUUGUCUGUGAUAUUUAGGGAGUUGGCAGUUUAUGAUGAAGUUAGCUGCCCGUGUCUGCCUCUGCCAGGUGGCCUCUCAAGUGUACAAUGCUCGCCUCAUUUAUUACUUAGCUAUGCAGUGACCCUUCUUUCUAAUUACUAAUUCUUGUAUACAAAUCGAGACCGGUUGGUAUUUCGUGUACGAAUCUCUUCGCCUAUUAUUUUUAUAGAGAUGCAGCACGCUGGAGUGCGGAUUUGUACCUAACAUUCGGCAAGUUUUCGACUGGGUCUUGUUUGACCAUGAUUUUGCGAGAUUUGGCCGUUAUUUUCACGCUUGCGUACCUCUGAGUUCUGAAGAGAAAAUCGCUGUCAAGAGUUGAACAAAACUUCUGAUGCUAAGCCCCCUGAAAGAAUACCAUUUUCAUUCAUCCUCUUAUCACUUUUUUAAUGCCCUGAGCGACCAGGCUCUGCGAAGAGCACCUUAUUAUUUCGUACAAGCGCUUUUAAUAUCAGGAAAUUGUCAAGUAGUGCACCUACUUCUCAAUUUGCGACGUUUUCUCGUUAUCGUGAUACCCGGAUUACUUUAUUAAUUACAGUCGCAUCUUGAUUCUAUGUCUUACACGUUCAACGUUCCACAUUAGAAAUAUUUGAACGUUUGCAAACUUGUGUGGUGAGCAGUAAUACUCAAGAAAAUCGCGGUGCUGUGAUGUCAGAGAGCUUCAGAGAGAACGUCAGCUCCAGAAUAAAUUAUUGUACUCGAUUACUUGAGUGCUUCUGGUGCGUUCUUUUAUCGGUCUAAAAUAACUUUAUGCGAAUCUGAUUGGAAACUAUGACUAAUGUUCUUAUGGACCUAUGCUAUAGUAUUUGGCGUUGAUAUGCAUAAUGUGGACUACUUCACCCUUGUAUAAUUUACGAGUAUUAAGUGUUGACGUGUCAACUGAGAGCUGUUGUUGCGGAAUAUCGCGGGCGUUUGACCUGGCCGUAUCUUUAUAACUUAGUGAAUAACUUUUUCGGGGGGCUUUUCAGCAACACCGACUCAGAACUGAGUUCAACCGACUGUGAUAUUCUAACUGGAAAUAUUUAGAGCAACUCCAAUUUCGCUUUCCUAGACACGUUUUCCAUUACCAAGAAUUGGUCUUGCAUCUUUUUCAUAGCUUAUGUUGGAGUCGAGAUCCGUCCGUGAUUCCUGAUACUGAGCCUGUGGCAAUAUGUGCUCGCUAAGUACAUGUUCGCAAGUUCCAGCAUGCUCAUUUUUUUCAUCGUUUCGUGUCCUUAUGCCGCGCUUGUAGAAAUUAUCAGAGCAAUUAUUUCUACAAAUGUUGAGAUUUUCUAAAUAACCUUGGCGGAUGGGUAAUUUUCGCUCAUCAUUUCCGACAAGUCAGAGAUCUACUUGGCUUGCCGGGUGGUAAUUGUUAUUUAAGUGGUCCUGUGACUAGGUUGACUCCACUGCCAAAGAAAUAGUGUAGCGACGACUCGAUAAUUGUACUCUUGUAAUUGUUGAUCUCGACGCUGUAUCAUUUUUAAAAAUUAAUCUACAAACAAGGCUGUGAUUGAUCCGUACGUUUCUGUUCGUGACAAGCUGCUGCACCUGUGUACGCUCUAAAAAGUAUUUAUGGUCGACGUGACUAUCUCACUCGGCGUGUUUUGUUCGUAUUUUUUAUUACCUGUCUAAGCUUUUCAUUUUUGUAUCGACAAAUUGGUUUUGUCCUCUUCCAUAGUUCUCACUUGAUUUCCAUGCGACGGACGAGUAUUGUGGGGGAUGGCAAAUGAUACAUCAUUCAUUCUAUGAACUUUAACAAAAAUAAUCUGGGCAUCAGUACCAAGUCAAAAAUGUACCCCUUUCUUCCUUCAAGUAAGUAAACAAACUUUGCAAAAAUAA
This is a messenger RNA of Hyalella azteca, 8378 nucleotides long. RefSeq names its product ATP-dependent RNA helicase DDX3X (gene bel). Gene Ontology annotation, biological process: cell differentiation; gamete generation. The record is from RefSeq and is a predicted model, not a curated record. Bases 85 to 2247 code for a protein of 720 amino acids. Gene Ontology annotation, cellular component: nucleus; P granule. Gene Ontology annotation, molecular function: ATP binding; RNA binding; RNA helicase activity. Lineage: Eukaryota; Metazoa; Arthropoda; Malacostraca; Amphipoda; Hyalellidae. The transcript has 14 exons.